UACAUUUGUCUUCUUGGGUGUAUAAUUUCUCCACCCAGAAACAAGAAACUAUCUCUCUCUCUCUCUCUCUAUCGAGUGGAGUGAGAAAAAAAAGGGGUUUUGUUCACAAGCGGCGCCUCUCAACCUUCAUUUCCUCUUUCCCGAUCCAAACUAAACAGAACGCAUCGCAUUUCUUUUACCGCUUAUCGAUGGAUUCUUUCCAACAACCUCACGGUUACAUAAGACCACCGCCACCACCUCCUCCGCCACACACGCCGGAUCCCCACCAACACCAUCAAUUUCACCAGAUGCCUCCUCCUCCCCCUCCUCAAGGACCUUGGUUCACCCCUCAAUUCCAGUAUCAGUCUCCUCCCCCUCCCCAACAGUGGCCACCACCACCGGCGCCUCCUCCUCCGUCAAACCCUUAUUCAUAUCAUCCCAAUCAGUUCCCUCCGCCUCCUCCCCCUCCUCCUCAUGCUCGUCCGCCUCAUCCUCCACCUCCUCAGUUCCAGCCUCUCUCUCACAUUCCUCAGCCUUAUCCUCCUCAGGAAUGGAACAAUAACCAAGCCUGGCCUCACAACCAAGCUUAUCCAGCCCAGACGAAUGAAGAAGAUUGGGCUGCGAAGGCCAGAGCGUGGGCCGAUGCUAAGACUGCAAUGGAAAAUCAGCAUCCACAACCACAAUAUUCACCUGCUGGAAGAUUGCAAGAGCAAACCCAUUAUCAUGAUCCGUAUCAGCAAUCUGUAGACUCACGUUAUAAUGAUGUUCAAAACCAUUCUCAUCCAUCAUCAGGCUAUCAACAAUUUUCCUUCACAGAUGCAUCUAUGCAGCGAAUUUCAGGUCAUUCCCAGGAGGCUGCAUCUGUCAGUUCGGAGCCAACUUAUUCUUCAGAUGGACAUCAAUACAGUGCUAGAGAUGGGGCCAGUAUCAGAGAUGCAACUGUUUCGUUUGAACAAGCUAGCCUGCCUACAAAUCCAUCAGUUCAUCCGCAGGAGGUACCUUCUAGUUAUAGUUCUGUUGCAGGUAGAGAGGCUGCUGAUCAGGUUCAACAAUCAUAUGCAAUGUUGCCUUUGUCAAGUUCCUCAUCCCAAGAACAAUACCAUGUGCAACCAUCAAUGCAUCCACCACCCUUUGCAUCUCACAGCCAUUCUGUUGACUCAUCUAUCAAUCUUGCCGAUCAACCUUUAGAUUUUACACCUAGGUUUAGUCGUGAUAGUGACCUGCAAAUGCAAUCAGCUUAUAAUCAUCAUAAUUCUGGUUCUUCAAUGAGUAACUGGGGUGCUCCAGUGGCACAUGGUACCGGUUAUCCACCGAUACCUCCAGUUCCCUCAGGGCCACAGCACAAUCCUUCUAUCACUGCUCCUGGUCAUGUGGCAGCACCAUAUGGAAGGUUUCCGGGACCUGGUCUCCCUCCAACAAUUCCACCAAAUGGUGCAUCCUUUUCCCUAAGCACAGCAUCUACAAUUCAUCCUACUGCAGCUUUCUCUGCUGAUGCAUAUGGUGUUUCUGGUGUUCCUGAACGUCCUAAGAAGGCAUCGGUCCCUAACUGGCUUAGAGAGGAAAUAAAGAAAACAGUCAUUGCUGCUCCUUCUGUAGAUCAUCCGAAAGUGGAAGAAACACUUGUGGAUGAUGACAUUGAUAAGUCCUAUGCAAAGGGUGGUGAUGAGACAGAUAAUAAAAGUAUUGAUUCGUCUAGAUCAGCUGAGGAGGAAGAGGAUGAAGAGGUUGAAGUAGCUAGAACUGCAGCAAUCAACCAAGAAAUAAAAAAAAUUCUUACUGAAGUUCUUUUGAAGGUUACUGAUGAAUUGUUUGAUGAAAUUGCGACCAAAGUUCUUAGUGAAGAUGAUCUGACUGCUGAAGUGGAUCAUAAUGUUGCCACUUCAAACCAUUUAGUAUCAACCUCUCCACUCGCUGCUCUGGUUCCUAAAGCAACUGCUAAGGUUUUAGUUCCAGUUAAAGCAAAGGAAAUAGAGAAAGAUGGUGCCAAUGAAAAAUCUAAUUCCAGCUCCCCUGGAGAUGUUUUAGGUCUUGGAAAUUAUGGUUCUGAUGGUGAUGAUGAAAUUGAGAGUUCCACUGUGCAUGCUCCUGCCAAAGAUGCUGCGUAUAUGGUGAAUAAUCCAGUCAAAACCAACUCGUUGUCAUCCAGAAAUAGCAAUGGUGCUGCUAUUGAUCCAUUACUUGAUGGAAAGAUGACCAAAGAAUUUGAUCAUUCACAUUCUUCCAAGGUGGUUUCUAAAGACGCUAGAGAUAAUGGGCUUGAUGCAAGUGAAAGAAGCAACGAUAGAUUUAAUGGUUUUAGCUCGAGAGAGACGUCAAGGGUGCCAACAUCUGAAUUGCCUGGAAAGAAUGGUGUAGAGAAAGCAACAGAUGAUCUAGAUAAGGAAAGCAGAAGAAAAUCAGAAAAAAAUGAUCGCCAUGACAGGAGUUCUUCUGAGAAGGAUUUUAAGGAGGUAAAAAGUAGUCAUAAGACCAGGGCAUAUGAAAAAGGUGAUGAGAGCAAUAGAAGAAAGGAUGAAAGAAAUCAGAAAAAUGAACAAACAGAUGACAUUGGUGAGUCAAAAGAAAGAGUGAAAGAGCACAAUGUAAGGCACGGGGAGAAGGCAAAGGAAUCAGAAUCAAGGAAAAGGUCCUCCCAUGUUGAUGUCAAGGAUGAUCGGAAGGGAGCAGAAAAACAUCAUAGAGGUAGUACCAUUGAAAGUACUAGCCGGAAAAAGGAACAUACAAAGGAAAAGGGGGAGCACAAAUCAAGGCCAAAAGAAGCUAGUGACCAUGACAGGCACAAAAGAAGACGUUCAUCGUCAGUAAGCAGUAGAGGUAGAACCAGCAAGGAUCGUGUAGUUAAUCAUGCCGGUGAUUCAAGUGGUGAAGGCUCGGAUGGCUCAAAAAGGAAGCUGCGUUCAAGAAAACGCGACUUGUCACCAUCUCCGGUCAGGUCUAAAAGAAGACAAGUUUCGCGGUCUCCUCAUAGCAAGCGUUCUCAGCGCAGGCAUUCUCCCUAUUCUUCUCUUGAUAAUUCCAGGUUUGUUGCCAUUAAGUUAUUAGUGUUUAAGAUUUAUAUUUUUGAGACAAACUUCCAUCAUCAUAUAAGAAUAAGCUACUCAGGUGAAUUUGUAUGGGUUCCUAUUUACAUUACAGUGGUGCCUUGUUUAUUUACAGUGUUACCGUUUAUAUGCAGGAGAAGGAGGUCAAGAUCUAGAUCACCUGUUCGGCGGCAUAGGGUUCAACAUAAAGAUACAGUUGCUUUCCUGAUCGGCUACUGCUCUGUGGGGAGAACUGGUAUUGAACUUCGCAUCACUUCUUUUCUUUUCUCUUUUAAUAAUCCAUCAACAGUUGACAAAACAAGAAUAGGUAACAAUUUUCUCACUAAAUACAAACAAAAAACCAUGAAGGUAUUAUUUCAUGUGGAGCUUUGGUCAAUUUGGCUAUCUGGGUUUGUCUUAAUACUUCUAUCUCUAUAUGCCACACAAAGAUUACCUUCACUCAAGGAAAAUGCUGUCUUGGACUCACAAAAUCUUAGCAUUACCAUAUUCACAGCUCCUAAGCCUUUUGUUGGCUCUACUGAGAUCAAACAGACACUUGCUGUUCAGUCAUGGUUGGCUCUAUCUCCAUAUGUUACUGUUGUUUUGUACAGCCAACACCCUUCUGUUGCCUCCUUUGCAAGUGGUUUUGAUUCCCGGGUUUUAGUCGAUACCGACAUUGAUUUCACCUUUCUUGGCAGUCCUUUUCUCCAUUCCAUGAUUGCGAAAUCGCGCUGGAUUGAAUCAGAGAUAUUUGUUAUCAUUGAUCCUGAAACAGUUAUCCUUUCCGGAUUCAUCUCCACAUUAAAUCAUGUAUACAAACUCGACCGUGAUUGGCUUCUUGUUGCUUCACCUCAAAAUGUUUCUCACUUGUAUGAGUAUGGGAAACACUGGCAGCCAGAGAAGAAAAUACUACAAAAAAAUUGGCAGUGGAAUCAUUGUUAUAAUAAUGCAAGAAUGAUCAUGGCAUGGAAUAACAAGGAUAUGCCUCUACAUAAUGGAGUUCUUCCUCCUUUCAUCUAUGGUAAGGGUACACACAACAGUUGGAUAAUUCAUGAGGCUAUUUCAUCUGAGUUCAGGUUUGUGCUUGAUGCUAGUUGGACCAUCACAAGUUUCCAUCUGAACAAUGCUACAUUUGAGAAUUCAACUGCUUUAGAUAUUGAAAAGAGAAAUUGGGAGUACAUUGGUAAUUCACAUCUAGGGUCACACUAUGGUUCAUUCUUGUUUACUGAAGCUAGUUACUCAAACCUACCAAAACUUUUGACUUGUGAUAACAAGUACUACAUUAUGGUUGACACCAAGAAAAACACUGUCUAUCCAAUUGGACACCAAGGUGCAGUUAACUUGAUGAAGGAAAAGAUUUUUCCUUCUUGGUUAAAGGAAAAUUCAAAGAAGUGCAUUGUUCAUCAGAAUAAAUCACUGAUUAAAAUAUUAGAUUGUUCUCUCAAGGAUCAGAUGAAAAUUAAAGAAACUUUGGAGCUUCCAUUUUCCUUAGAAUCACUUCUGUCUAUCACUGCAGACAGAAAUAAAACAAUUGUACUUACAGUUGCUGGUUAUAGCUACAAGGAUAUGCUCAUGAGUUGGGUUUGCAGAUUAAGAAAAUUGUCCAUUGGAAAUUUUAUUGUCUCUGCUCUUGAUCAGGAAACUUAUCAAUUCUCCAUCUUGCAGGGAAUUCCAGUUUUUAAAGAUCCAAUAGCUCCAAGUGAUAUUAGUUUUGAUGACUGCCACUUUGGAACAAAGUGUUUCCAGAGGGUAACAAAAGUGAAGUCAAGAAUUGUUUUGAAAAUACUCAAGCUAGGUUACAAUGUACUACUUAGUGAUGUUGAUACAUAUUGGUUUAGAAACCCUAUUCCUUUGUUUCACUUCUUUGGCCCUGCAGUUCUUGUUGCACAGUCUGAUGAAUACCAAGAACAAGAACCAAUAAACCUACCGAGACGCUUAAAUUCUGGCUUCUACUAUGCUCAUUCUGAUAAUCAAACAAUUGCAGCCAUAAAGAGAGUAGUGAAGCAUGCAGAAACUUCAGGCUUAUCUGAACAACCAAGCUUCUAUGACAUAUUAUGUGGUAAUGGAGGAUCCAACCGCGUAGGCGAUAACAAAUGUCUGCAACCUGAAACAAACUUGACAGUACAUUUCUUAGACAGAGACCUUUUUCCAAAUGGUGCUUACCAAAACCUUUGGCAUGAAAAAAAUGUCAAAGCAACAUGUUUAAAGAAAGGAUGUUACAUUAUUCACAACAAUUGGAUUAGUGGGAGGCUUAAGAAAAUUGAGCGCCAAGUUUUGUCAGGUUUAUGGGAGUAUGAUACUAGCACAAGAAUGUGUUUGCAGAGUUAUAAGAAGCAGUGUUUAAAUGCUAUUCACAUUGCUAGCAUUCAUCCUCUUCUGAUAGAAUACGAUGAAACACAUAGAUUUCACAACUUUGAGUUGCAGGCUAUGCUGAAGCGCGUUGUUCACUCGUUAGGCUUCUUAGAGAAUCCAAAUAAAAAAGACUCAAAAAUCAAGAAGAAAGGAAACAAUAAAGCAUACAAGGAACAAUUCAGUUCAAAGUCAAAGGAUUUUGUUGUUAGAAUAGCUCAUGCUGGUGGACAACAAGAUGUUUAUACACAUGCUGUUCCUGUAUACAUGUUGAUGACAAAGUAUCCUGGGAUGUGUGUAGCAAGUCCUGAAGUUUUCAAAUCUCCACACCAAUCUGUGUUAUGGAAGGAAGAUCUUUUAUUACCUGGUCACAAGUACAUCUUAAUCUCUUUCAAAGAUGUUGAGAAGCUCAAAAGAAAGCAUCAAGAGAAGGUUCAAACAAAAGAGACUAAUGGGGUGGUGGAAAAAGUGUUUCUUGAUGCACAAGCAAAGUCUCCUAAAGAGAAUGGUAAAAUGAAAGAGCUAGAGAUGAAUGAAUAUGUGAAUGGAGAAGUUGUAGAGAGUUCUUUUAAGUCUGCAAAAGAGUUUUAUAACCCUAAGGAGAAGCCAACAAGAGCUUCAAGAAGAAGAGGAUUGAAGACCAAAGAAAACUUUUGUGCCACCUCUUCCAAAGGCAAGAUUAUAUAGAAGUUUGGGAUGGCACCCUAGUCUUCCAACUGUGAAGGAACUAUCUCCAUGAUUUUGUUUUGGUUUUUUGCUUUAUACCUUUUUUACCAUAACUACACUAUGUGUACCACUUGGUUAUUGAUUACUCUUCAUGGAUCUAAUAGAGAGAUAGUUUUACUUUA
Cicer arietinum (chickpea) is the source of this 6196-nucleotide messenger RNA. Lineage: Eukaryota; Viridiplantae; Streptophyta; Magnoliopsida; Fabales; Fabaceae. The record is from RefSeq and is a predicted model, not a curated record.